CCCGCCAAUAGGGGGGAAGUCCGACCAUAAGAAAGCAGAAAAAGGGGAACUUAAUGAAGCUGUUAAACUUUUUGAAUCCGAUCCGUACGGCUGCAACUCAAAAAAACUUCAAGAAAAACACGCAGAGCGCUAUCCUUUCAUGCGAACUAUACCUUACACCUUUUCCUGCCCUGAAGUCGCUCCCCUCUUGGAGUACUGCGAGAGUACCAUUUAUCCAGAUCCGUUACCAUGGGACUCCCAUUGAUACGUGAGAAUAAUACCGCACCAUGAAGAAUGAGGCUUGCUUGCGUCAGUCCAAGAAGAAGGGACCUAGCCAAUAUAUGAGUCGAGCAUCUGCAAUAUAUCGCUUACUAAUCUCAAUGCAUGGCAUUGAAUUGCACCUCCGCCCUUGUCUCUGAAUAUUUUUACCUGCAAGAAGUUAGGAGACCUUUGCAAUUCAUCCACCGAAAAAUCCUGUUCCUCCUAUUCCUUCUGCCUUUUUUUCUUUGUCGCCGA
Molecule: messenger RNA, 495 nt
Organism: Nannochloropsis gaditana CCMP526
Exons: 2
Cellular component (GO): cytoplasm
Source: RefSeq, a predicted model, not a curated record